AAACCGAGGCCCAGUCCCUCCAUCUCAAAAAUUUCAAGACUCAUGCUUGCCUUCUAAGCACGACUAGUUUGUUAGCUGAUAUCUCAUCAUCUCCUCCGAUCCUUCCUUUGAGCCUCUCUCUCUACAGUAGUCAACAUAAGCUCUGUGCUUAGUAGACUGCACACCAUUGUUUUAUCGCCAUGCCGAUCGCCAGCAGUAGACUGCCAAAUCUUCCAGCUGGGUUCCGGUUCCACCCCACAGAUGAGGAGCUCAUCGUCCACUACCUCAUGAACCAAGCUUCCUCCCUCCCAUGCCCUGUCCCCAUCAUCGCCGAGGUCAACAUCUACCAGUGCAACCCGUGGGAUCUUCCUGGUAGUUUAAUUACACUAGCUGAAUUAUAUUCUGACAGCAGCAACCCAAUCAUAGUCUAUACUAAUAAAGUUCAGUUUCUGAACCUAACAAAAUUUUCCCCAUAUAUGUUUGCCUUUCGUUUGUUUCCAGCCAAAGCUUUGUUUGGAGAGAACGAGUGGUACUUCUUCAGCCCGAGGGAUCGCAAGUACCCGAAUGGCGCCCGCCCCAACCGUGCCGCCGGAUCAGGCUACUGGAAGGCCACCGGCACCGACAAGGCCAUCCUGUCGACUCCGACGAGCGAGAACAUCGGAGUGAAGAAGGCCCUUGUGUUCUAUGGGGGUAAGCCUCCCAAGGGCACCAAGACAGACUGGAUCAUGCACGAGUACCGCCUCACAGGAGCCAACAAGACCACGAAACGUAGAGGAUCAUCCAUGAGGUUGGACGACUGGGUCCUCUGCAGGAUCUACAAGAAGAGCAACAAUUUCCAGUUCAGUGAUCCGGACCAGGAGGGCUCGACCGUGGAGGAAGAAUCCUUGAACAACAACAUGAACAGCACAAGUGCAGCCUCGCCCAAGUCUGACGCCAAUGAUCAUAAUGAUGAUCAGUUCCAAUUCCAACCGACGACCAUGAGCAUGAGCAAGUCAUACUCGAUCACCGAUCUCCUCAACACCAUCGACUACUCGGCGCUCUCGCAGCUCCUCGAUGCCCCAGCUGCAGCUGAGCCACCGCUAAUCUACCCAACAACAACACAAACACACCAAUCACUUAACUAUAACAACAACGUGAUGAACAAUAACAGCCACUUCAAUCUGCCACAAGCAGCAGACGCAUGUCCAGAUUACGUUGCGCCUAAUAACUGCAACGGUCUGAAGAGGAAGCGAGUGAUGACCACGGACGGUGCUGAAUCCUCCUUCGAUGAUGGCAGCAGAAAAUUACUGAAGCUGCUGCCAAGUGAUUCAAGGAGCAGCGGCCACAGCCAUUUUGUUGGCAGCACGAGCAGCUACUGCAACCAGCAGCUUGUGGACACGAGUGGCUUUCAGUGCAGCAGCCUGCUGAGCUAUCCAUUCAUCGAGAUGCAGUAGCGUCGAUCUGUGUGCUACUAUUGCAACCAGCGAGAUCUUGGUGUGAAUUCAUACCACGGAAACUUCACUGGGUCAAACAAACAGAGCUGAUGGAAAAAUUCAUACUGGAUUGUUCCUGCUUGUGACCGGAAAAAUUCAAAAUUGCUCAAGCAUUUCGUUUUCAUUUUCAUUUAAAAGGUUGUAAAUUAGGGCCAGGUGUACGUACUACUGAAAGUCACGUGUGGAUGGGAUCAAUGAAGAAGCUAAGGAUGACCACGUUUCUUGUAC
Molecule: messenger RNA, 1679 nt
Organism: Setaria italica (foxtail millet)
Lineage: Eukaryota; Viridiplantae; Streptophyta; Magnoliopsida; Poales; Poaceae
Product: NAC domain-containing protein 67
Exons: 2
Coding region: 180-1412 (410 amino acids)
Biological process (GO): regulation of DNA-templated transcription
Molecular function (GO): DNA binding
Source: RefSeq, a predicted model, not a curated record